Molecule: messenger RNA, 1936 nt
Organism: Ectocarpus sp. CCAP 1310/34
Lineage: Eukaryota; Phaeophyceae; Ectocarpales; Ectocarpaceae
Source: the annotation of a GenBank genome assembly
AUGAACUUCGACCUCUGCAACCACAUGCUGCUCAGCAGCGACAAGUCCGAGAACGAGCCGCAGCCCGGUUCGGACGCCCCCGCCCCCCUCCGCCGAGAGUUCCAGCAAGCUCUGAGGAACACCCUCCUCAGCCCCAUGUCCGGAGGACCUUCCAAGGGCGACCGCGGUAGGAGCGGGAGCAGCGUGGGGGGAUCCCCGCGAGUGCUUUCGUUCACGGAGCGCCCACCGCUGCCGCAAGAUCGGUACACGAACGUCCUCAAGGUGCUGCACACCAUGAGCAACACGUCCAUCGCCCGCGCGUCCUUGGGCAGGAGCAUCCCCUCCGCACCGCUGCGCAUCCUCGACGCGCCCGACCUCGUGGACGACUACUACCUCAACCUCAUCUCGUGGGGACACAACAACGUGCUAGCCGUUGCUCUUGGGCAGGCUGUCUACCUCUGGAACGCGGCCACGGGAUCGAUCGAGCACCUCCUCACACUCCCCGACCCGCACGACUUCGUCACGAGCGUGGCGUGGAUGGGCAGAGACGGCGGAGACUUUCUGGGCGUGGGCACCAACCACAGCGCCGUCCAGCUGUGGGAUGCGUCCAAGCUCAGACAGGUUCGGACAAUGUCGGGUCACUCGGCCCGCGUGGGCACCCUCGCCUGGAAGCGACACGUCCUCAGCUCGGGCUCCAGGGACAGCAGCAUCAUCCAGCAUGACGUCAGGAUGCCCAACCACAAGAUGGCUACCUUCAUGGGACAUGAGCAGGAGGUGUGCGGACUGAAGUGGUCGCCGGACGGCAACACUCUCGCAUCGGGGGGCAACGAGAACUUCCUCUGCCUGUGGGAUGCCAGCAUGAGCGGGAGGGGGGGAGCAGGAGGCAGCGGGGGUGGCGGUAGCAGCGGCGGCCGUUCGUCCCUUGUCCACAGGCCUCGAAGGACCCUAGUGCAGCACCAGGCGGCGGUGAAGGCUUUGGCGUGGUGUCCGUCCCAGAGGCACUUGUUGGCGUCUGGCGGGGGCACGGCUGACCGGACUAUCAAGUUCUGGAACACGGCCAACGGUGCGAUGCUCAACUCCGUCGACACCGGAAGCCAGGUGUGUUCCCUUCAGUGGUCUCAGCACAAUAAGGAGCUCGUUUCUUCUCACGGCUUCAGCGAGAACCAGCUGUGCCUCUGGAAGUACCCGAACAUGCUCAAGAUCAAGGAGUUCAGGGGCCACACUUCGAGGGUGUUGCAUAUGGACACCUCCCCGGACGGCUCGACGGUCGUGUCCGCGGCUGCCGACGAGACCCUGAGGUUUUGGGACAUGUUCGGGUCCCCGCCAAACGCCAAGGCCCGCGGGAAGGGGGCGGGCCACGGCGGCGGCGGCGUUGGCGGCGCGGGGUCGUUGUCGAGCAUGCACAACCUGCGGGGUUGCAUGGCCAGUCGCCUCAAGUUCAACGUGUGCACUCUUGUCUUUAUACACGUACAUACGCGUGCAGCAAAUCGCUUUCUUCGGUUUCCGUCGACCCUAAACUAUCCUCCUGCUCUCCUGUGCCACAAACGACGGGACGACUGCUUGCUGCUAUCGGUUAGGUGGGGGUGUCGAAGCGAGAGAGGAUGCAUCUUUCUCGCUGCCGUGACGGACCACGCCCCCGCCCGAAGUUUUCGCAAGAGGCGACGGUGCAAAGUUGCUAAAUGCCAAAAUCUAGCAAAAGACUCUCAGCCCGUGGUCACGAAAGUGCUAGAGCCAUCUGAGGAUCUAAAGAACACGCACACAUCUGACGAGAAAAAGGUAUGCAAGAGCCCGAAGAGGUACACCUAAAAAUCCCUGCAGCACCGUAUGCGUGCCCAAAAACUGAACUGCACGUCCGUCCCACCGUUCGACUACAGUAGCAUCACCCCCUCCCUGUCCCACUCUAUACCAAAACGGAAGAUUGCCGACUACAGCAUAAUGCUGUCUGAAGUGCUGUCUG